AUGCGCUUGACAUCCUUCACAGUUGCGGGUAUCGUUGCCAAUGCGGCUGCCGCUCCCGCGCUGUCAUCGUAAGUCAACAUUUAUCUUCAAUUGAGUCCAAGAUCUAACUUGAACCAGUGUUGAUUGCGCUGCUGCUCCCAGCAUCACCACGAUCUACUUGUCGUCGGAGCCAUCAACCAUCACCGUACAUGACGCGCCAACCAACACGGUCUAUGUAUCUGGUGCUCAACAGCCGGCCUCAGAGUACCAUGCCCAUCAACCUUCUUCAUAUAUUGCAAGCUCAGAGGAUGUCAUCUCCUAUCAGACUGAUGCUGUGACCUUGACGGUCGAGCCCGUUCCUCACACCUCUACAGACCCCCAAGGACAUACAGUUGUGUCUUCAGGAGAAACCACAAUCUAUAUCACGCAACAUGUUACAGUCACUGGUACCCUUUCUGCUCUAGGCUCUGCACUCUCCACUGCAACUGCUCCAAGCUUUGCCUUGACUGCACCUGGAGGAUGGAACGGAACCGCUGGACCCUAUCACUCUGGGCCUACCGCAUCAUCUGGUGCUCAAUCUAACUAUACCUUCACGGCGAAACUAGCCACUCCAACUAGCUUCGCUGCCCAGGAUGGAUUUGGUGGUGUCUCAGUUGAUCCUAGCAUUGUGACAAGCCAGCCGACUAUUGAUGUCUACUCCAGUGUUCCAGUCGUUCCGUUGCCUACAAUGGCUGCCCAGUCCGGCUUCAAUGCACUUACAACUUCAACUUCACUCUACUCGAAUACCUCCUUUACUGAUCCUCAAGCAACUACUUCGUACAGUCUCCACUAUUACUCGACCCUCUCGUCAGAACCGGUUUCUGCCACGUCAAAACCAUCGCUGACCUUGCCUCUGUUAAACUCCACUACUGCGUUGCCAAGCAGUAGCUCCUUCGUCACCAGUGUCUCGAGCUCCGGAACAGCCAGUCAUGCCAACUCGACGGCGACAGUGUCUGGCUCAAACUACUCGAACUCCACCACUGUGGCACCUACGAUCAUUCCCACUUCUAGUGCACAGCCAACAGCUCAAAGCUCGACUUCUGUAACUUCUCUCAAUCAAAGUUCUACGUCGGCAUCCUCUACUCCCUCCACAUUAGCCACUGCCUGCGGUGAGAUUGGGGACUUCGGUCUGAACGUGAGUCGAAAUCCUUCGUAUUUUAUACCCAGUACUGAUAACAUCUAGUUCGACGAUAUCCCACCUCUUUCGGUGGGAGAUCAAGACCCAAAUACAGUGACUCCACAACCUGUAUUCAGUCCUUAUCACCAAUUCGACUGGUCCAAUGGAUUUGAGGUUGUCCCGCCUCCAACUGACCCUUAUCUUCCGUCUUCUCCACCACAGCUCACAAUGUUUGUACCAAACUUCACUCUCAAUUUUUCAAAUCCUAGCACGGGUCCAAAUGCCGCUGAUAUGGGAUUCGCCGGUGAUAUUGCGAAUGGUGAUCAUGAUCGAACUGGAUGUUUCAGAUUCAAUUUCUACGGAGCUUCCGUCGGUUGCGACUCUCGAGGUCCUGACUGUGUUUUCAAGUUUACUGGCCUUCGCUACGAUUCCGUCACAGGGGCGAAUAAACAAGUAGCACAGGGGAUUUCAAGAGUUCCUGCCUGUCCAGCUCUAGAAAAUUGUUCAUUGGUUCCAAUUACCCUCAGCCGUGCAUUCAAGGAUCUUACUGUCAUCCGUGUUAGCCUUACCGUUGGCGGUCAACCUAAAAUCUGGUUUAUGGAUGAUCUUCGUAUGGGCUGGUCCGAUAAUUCCUGUGCGACUGGAGUCUGCCGUCGGGAUGCUCAUCUUCGCAAGCGUCAGCUUUCUAAAGAAUGA
Messenger RNA from Hymenoscyphus albidus, 1831 nucleotides. Lineage: Eukaryota; Fungi; Ascomycota; Leotiomycetes; Helotiales; Helotiaceae. The record is from the annotation of a GenBank genome assembly.